UACAGGAGGAUCAGAUGUGGCGUACGCGGCCGUGUGGCACGGGCUUGCGUCAGUGUCUACCCGAUAGGCGUACGACUCCCUUGGUGCGAGAUGUCCGAGUCCGAGCCCAUGGACAUGAUGGUAUAAGUUAUACAGCCUCGCCGGCAAAGGCAGCUGGUCUAGAUAGCCAUUAUCAAACUCAUCAACUCGUCCAUCUUGCUACACUUCACUCUUUACCACUUUUCGCCCGUACUCCACCGCAACCAUGACCACGGUCGUCACCAAGUACAACGACCAGCUGCCCCAGGGCCAGCACCAAGAACAAGACAGCCCCCCAGAGUACAUGGCCGAGCCAACAAUCACCCGUCGCCCAACCCUCGGCCAACGCCUACACCGCUUCUCCUCCCGCGCCGGCACCCCUCUAAACAAGGCCUCCAACAUCCUCGGCGCGGAGGGCUGGUGGCCCACCUCCCUCGAGAAGGAGUCCCUGAAAGCAGCCCGCAUCCUCUACUCCUUCACCAACCUCGCCGUCGCCACACCACCGCCCCCAAAGGCCGGCGGACCCAAGCACCCCAUCGGUCUCAGCAAGAAGAAGCUCGUCAAGAUCCCCGUCCACGUCCUCCGCAACUGCGCCGGGCUCGCCAUCUUCAACACCAUCCGCGCGGGCGCCUGGCACGGCAGUGUGAGUGGUGGCUCGGGCGUCGUCAUUGCUCGUCACGCGGACGGUACCUGGUCUCCGCCCUCUAGUUUCAUCGUGUCCAGUCUCGGGGCAGGCUUCGUCUUUGGUCUCGACGUCUACGACUGCGUCUGCGUCCUUAACACACCCGAGCAAGUCGACGCCUUCACGAGGCCUCGCCUCGCCCUCGGUGGCGGCGCUAGCAUCACAGCCGGGCCUGUGGGAGGGGGUGCGUCCCUGGCGUCUGCUGUGAGCAAGGAUGGCAGGCCCAUGUGGAGUUAUAUCAAGUCCCGUGGACUGUGGGCUGGUCUCUCCGUCGAUGGUACCGUUAUUGUGAACCGUGGCGAUGCGAAUGCGCUCUUCUACCAGGAGAAGGACAUCUCAGCACAGAGGAUCCUCAGGGGUGGUGUCGCAUGGCCAAUGGGUGCAAAGCCCCUCUUUGAGGUCCUCAAGGCUAUUGAAGGCCGGGGCGAGGUUGAUCGCAGUGUGGUGGACGAAGUACUCAGUGAACCUCCCCCAGGUGAUGGCGCGGCUGCAGCUCCGGCGGACUAUGUCGAUGUGCAAGCUGAGUACAUGGACGACAAGAGGAGCAUGGGGCAUGAUGCGGAGGUCCGCAAGGGGGACGAUCUAUAUGAGAACUCAGUGGUGGAUGAGAAGGAGGCUCUCGCCAAGGCUGGUGUCUGAUUGAGAGAGCAGCGACUGUUGUAGGAUAGGAUGCCUGGAUUCCUUCAUCGUCAUUUCGGAAUAGCGAAUGGUAUUAAUGAUGUUGAAGACUGUAGAAAAGAGUUCCUGGGCGUCACCCCUUUUCAGGGGCCAGU
Emericellopsis atlantica is the source of this 1473-nucleotide messenger RNA. RefSeq lists its product as uncharacterized. NCBI's taxonomy places the organism in Eukaryota, Fungi, Ascomycota, Sordariomycetes, Hypocreales, Bionectriaceae. The transcript has a single exon. Gene Ontology annotation, molecular function: phosphatidylinositol binding. The coding region runs from base 245 to 1339 and encodes 364 amino acids. The record is from RefSeq and is a predicted model, not a curated record.